Anneissia japonica is the source of this 3537-nucleotide messenger RNA. RefSeq names its product creatine kinase, flagellar-like. The transcript has 3 exons. The record is from RefSeq and is a predicted model, not a curated record. Gene Ontology annotation, molecular function: creatine kinase activity. NCBI's taxonomy places the organism in Eukaryota, Metazoa, Echinodermata, Crinoidea, Comatulida, Comatulidae. Bases 1 to 3537 code for a protein of 1178 amino acids. Gene Ontology annotation, biological process: phosphocreatine biosynthetic process.
AUGGAAAUGGAAAGGGCAACCACAAACAAGCGGAGCUUUACACAAAGCACGGCUACUGCUAAAGAGUCGGCAAAAAGCGCCCCUGUGUGUAGUACCACCACCUCACCUGUGAAAGAUAAGCCUGAAGAAAAGAAAAUAGCAAAGGUUGAGCCGACAGAGAGGAAGGCUAAGAAGCAGAUCGAAUCCCCCAAGGAUCUCUGUCCCGUGUCAUGCGAUUGCACGUUUUCCAACUACCCGGACCUAAGCAAUCACAAUAACCAUCUAGGAAAAUGCCUUACACCAGAGAUUUUUGAUAAACUUGCCAACGUAAAGACGUCAUCAGGAUUUACAUUGGAUGGAUGCAUGCAAACUGGUGUUGACAACCCCGGUCAUCCUUUCAUCUAUACCGUAGGUUUAGUUGCAGGAGAUGAGGAAUGCUACGAAACAUUCAAAGAUCUCUUCGACCCUGUAAUUAGUCGCCGUCACAACGGUUAUCAGAGUGAUGCAAUUCAUUGCACCGACCUCAACCCAGACCAUCUCAAUGGAGGCGAUGAUCUCGAUCCAGCAUACGUCCUUUCAUGCCGUGUCCGAACAGGUAGAUCUAUUCGAGGAUACUGCCUACCUCCACACUGUAGUAGAGCUGAGCGACGCGAUGUUGAGAAAAUUGUGGUUGGAGCUUUAGCUACGCUUGAUGGCCCACUCAAGGGCAAAUACUACCCAUUAACAGGCAUGACAGAUCAGGAGCAACAACAGCUCAUUGAUGACCAUUUUCUCUUCGACAAACCGGUCUCUCCACUUUUGACAUCAGCUCACAUGGCACGAGAUUGGCCAGAUGCAAGGGGUAUCUGGCACAAUGAAAACAAGAAUUUUUUGGUCUGGGUCAACGAAGAAGACCAUACACGUGUGAUUUCAAUGGAAACUGGCGGGAACAUGCGCUCUGUCUUUACACGUUUCUGCAAUGGUCUGAAUCAGGUCGAGACAGCAAUGAAAAAGAAAGGCUAUGAAUUCAGCUGGAAUGAACAUCUUGGUUACAUCCUUACAUGUCCAUCUAAUCUUGGCACAGGCGUUCGAGCUGGAGUUCAUGUAAAGCUGCCAAAACUAAGUACGAACAGUGCAUUUAAUGACAUAUUAGACAAAAUGAAGUUGCAGAAGAGAGGAACUGGUGGUGUUGAUACGGCAUCCACUGAUGGUACAUUCGAUAUUUCUAAUGCUGAUCGCCUUGGUUCAUCAGAGGUGCAACAGGUUCAAGCUGUCAUCGACGGUGUCAAGACUCUGGUGGCAAUGGAGAAGGCACUCGAAAAAGGAGAGUCGAUUGAUGCACUGAUGCCUGGGUACGAUGCCACAGCCCUAAAAGGAUACCCAGACCUAUCUAAACAUAACAACCACAUGGCACAUUGUUUGUCACCAGAUAUUUGGAUGAAACUGAAAGACAAACGUACAGCCACAGGCUACACUGUUGCUGACUGUAUCGAGACUGGUGUCCAGAAUCCUGGCCAUCCUCACAUCAUGACUGUUGGUAUGGUUGCCGGAGAUGAAGAAUCUUACGAGUUGUUCGCCGAUCUCUUCGACCCUGUUAUUGCCGCACGUCACAGCGGCUAUAGCAAAGAUGCAAAGCACAUCACCGACUUAAAUCCUGAUAAUCUGCAAGGAGGUGAUCAAUUUGAUGAGAAGUACGUUCUGUCAUGUCGGGUUCGUACUGGACGUAGUAUUCGUGGAUACUCACUGCCAACUCACUGCACCUGUGAUGAGCGUAAAUCGGUUGAAACCAUCCUGACUGAUGCUCUUGCCAAGCUAGAUGGUGAUUAUAAAGGUUCUUACUAUCCGCUUGAGGGGAUGUCUGAGGAGACACAGCAGAAAUUGAUUGACGAUCAUUUUCUUUUCGAUAAACCCGUUUCUCCCUUGCUGACAGCAGCAAAAAUGGAUCGUGACUGGCCACAAGCACGUGGAAUAUGGCACAAUGAGGACAAGAACUUCUUGGUAUGGAUCAACGAAGAAGAUCACUCGCGAAUGAUCUCUAUGGAAAGGAGUGGCAACAUGAAGCGCGUGUUUAAACGGUUUUGCGAGGGUCUAAAUCAGGUGGAAGAUAACAUUAAAAACGCUGGUCAUUCAUUUAUGUGGAAUGAACAUCUCGGAUUUGUACUUACUUGCCCUUCUAACCUUGGUACUGGACUCCGUGCUGGUGUACACCUAAAAGUUCCACUUCUAUGCCAGGAUGAGCGUUUCGAUAAGAUACUAAAAGUUAUGCACCUGCAAAAGAGAGGAACUGGAGGAGUUGACACUGCCUCUACUGACGGGACAUUUGAUAUAUCAAACUCCGACAGAUUAGGUUCAUCCGAAGUUGCGCAAGUUCAAAUGUUAAUAGAUGGAGUUGAGCUACUAAUAAAAAUGGAGAAGCUCUUGGAAGGAGGCAAUCCUAUAGACGACUUGCUUCCAGAAAGUAUGAAACCUAAACCCCCUGUAACAUUGAUGAGCGACAACUAUCCAGAUCUUUCAAAGCACAACAAUUACAUGGCAAAGGUUCUAACGAAAGAAAUGUAUGAUAAGCUUUCAACUCUAAAGACAAAGUCAGGUUUCACCUUAGACGACUGUAUGCAGACUGGUGUAGACAACCCUGGGCAUCCAUUCAUUAUGACAGUCGGUCUAGUUGCUGGUGAUGAAGAGUGUUAUGACCUUUUCGCAGAUUUGUUCGAGCCAGUAAUAAACCUACGUCACGGAGGCUACCAGAGGGACGCUAAGCACAGCACUGACCUCAAUCCCGAUCACCUGGUUGGAGGUGACGACCUGGACCCAGAAUUUGUUUUGUCCUGUCGUGUGCGAACUGGUCGUAGCAUUAGAGGAUUUGGUCUGCCACCUCACUGUUCACGGUCUGAAAGAGCUGCCGUUGAAAAGAUACUCACGAAUGCUCUUUCUGGACUUUCAAAGCCACUUAAGGGAAAAUAUUAUCCUCUUUCUGGGAUGUCAGAAGCCGAACAGCAGCAGCUUAUUGAUGAUCAUUUCUUAUUUGAUAAACCGGUCUCUCCACUUCUGACAUCAGCAAACAUGGCACGUGAUUGGCCACAAGCACGUGGAAUUUGGCAUAACACGGAAAAGAAUUUCCUUGUGUGGAUAAAUGAAGAGGAUCAUUCAAGAGUCAUAUCUAUGGAGAAAGGAGGAAACAUGAAGAAGGUGUUCACCAGGUUCUGUAACGGUUUAAACCAAGUGGAAAAAGCAAUUAGGAAGAAGGGUUACACAUUCAUGUGGAAUGAACAUCUAGGUUACGUCUUGACCUGCCCAUCAAAUCUUGGGACCGGGAUGAGAGCCGGCGUGCACGUUAAACUUCCACUGCUUAGUAAACAUGCGAGAUUCGGCGAUAUUCUUGACAAACUGCGUCUUCAGAAGCGGGGCACUGGCGGCGUCGACACCGCAUCGACAGAUGGUACCUUUGACAUUUCAAACAACGAUCGUUUAGGCACAUCCGAAGUACAGCAAAUGCAGAUGGUAGUGGAUGGCGUAAAGAAAUUGGUUGAAUUGGAGAAGGCACUUAUGAAAGAAGAGAGCAUAGACAACCUUCUGCCUUAA